GAAAUUCCACUUAAUGGGUGGUGUCAUGCGUCGUGGCGACGUGAAACUGGAGGUGGGGACUCAUGCGAUUUGAGGUCUGCCACAUUUUCAGUCAAGUCCUUCUGGUGUUUUCUGUGACACAGCAGCAGGUAAAAUGCAUGUUAGUGACAAGCCUCACGCCUUACCCGAUGGGGCCAAAUUGUCUCCAGACUUACUUACUGCGAUUUGUGGUUAAGGGCGUAAUCUCUCACCGUUACACCAUCCUGUGCAUCUCUGAUGAAACUGCUUCUCCCAUGUAAUUGCCUUGCACAGACAAGUGUAAAAUUAACAGAUGUUUGUAUCUCUUUUUGGCCUCAUUGUGCUCUCAGCUUUCUUUUUUGUACCCUCUAAGGCUAAUUACAUAGAUGAUUGUGAAGAUCUGAGAAAUGAAACACUUUACACUAGCAAUGGAAAAGCCUAUUUAAUUAAAUGUGAAAAUUAUCUCACUGAGCUUUUUAAUAGUUCUGAAAUAAAGUUCACCUGGUACAAAUUGGGUACGGAAAUGGAAGAAAUCAUUGGGGAAAAUAUUGAAGUUCAUAAUGAAGCACUGUGGUUUCUACCCAUUUCAUUCUCAGACUCGGGAUCCUAUGUCUGUGAGAUAAGAACACCACAGAUGUGUACAAAAUCAACAAAAGUAGUCAUAGUCAAAGACUUUCCAUGUUUCUUUAUUGAAUAUCUGUCAUUUGCAUCACCUUUAAGAAGCACCAUAGUCCAGUGUUUUGCUAAGGAAGAUGUCAUUGCUUUAGACAAGAACCCAAACAUUGAAUGGCUGAAGGACUGUUGGCCAGUUCAGGAAGUCUCAAGCAAAACGGUGCAAACAAGUGAUGGUCUUCUUAUACCAAAUGUGACCCGCAAUGAUAUGGGGAAAUACACCUGCUUGAUUCAUUUUACCUACAAAGGACAUGAUUAUGUAACUUCCAGUACUAGCUUUUUAAAUAUUGCAGGUGAAUCAAAUAUCCAGGAGCCACUUGUGAUAAAUCCACAAAAUAAAACAAUGGAAGUUGCUGAAGGGUCCAACUUAAAUCUGACAUGUACAAUAUAUCUUGGAGGUGACAUGAUUUCACAUACCACGAUUUACUGGACAGUAAACCACAAACUACUUGAAUUCGUCAAUGAUUCAAGGAUUACACAAAUGCCUAACAGAGAAUAUGAAAUGAAUAAUGAAAAAUAUGUUGAAGUUGAUCUUUUAAUAAGAGGAGUUACAUCUAAUUUGUAUGAAAUUCCUUUGACAUGCGUUGUCAUGAAUGCUUUAGCCAGGCAUACAGGAAAUGUCACCUUAAAAUCAGUGGUCAACCACCAUAUUCGGUUAAUUCUGUUCCUGGCCAUUUCUGGAUGUAUUUUAUUACUUGCAGUAUUUGUUUGCAAAUAUUUCAAGGUUGAAAUUGCCCUUUACUACAGAAAAAUGUGUCAGCCCUUCAAAACUGCAAUAGAUGGAAAACUUUAUGACGCAUAUGUGAUUUAUCCAAAAACUGAAGAGAUGAAAUCACACAAAGCUGAAACCUUUGCCCUUGAGAUUCUACCACAGAUGUUAGAAAACAAAUAUGGAUACAAGCUGUUUAUUCUUGGCAGAAAUGAACUGCCCGGAGAAGCAAUUCACACUGUCAUUGAAGAAAUGAUUUCUAAAAGCAGAAGACUUAUAAUAGUCCUCACCAACUGGUGCCUCACAGAGAACCACUGGCAGACAAUAUGUGAGCAGCAGAUUGGGUUAUACAACUCAUUGGUUAAAAAUGAAAACAAAGUGAUUCUAAUUGAGCUGGAUAACAAUAUCCAGUAUUCUAAUCUUCCAGAAUCGCUCCAAUAUAUUAAAAAAAGACAAGGCAUCCUGCAGUGGAAUCAAGCCAGUGGGUUAAAUGGAAGGUUCUGGAAGCUGUUACGAUACCAGAUGCCUGCGCAAUCGAGAAUCAAAAGACACUUAUUGGAUGAUGUGGAGGGGGACAGAAUUGCAAAUCAUUUUUGAAUGUAGGAGAUCAGAUGACUUUCAGGCUACAAUUAAAAUCUAAAGGAAAUUUUGGAGUUGGUGCAGUUGGCUAGUUCUGUCUCUUCACAACUCCGGAGUCCAGGGUUCAAAUUGACCACUGUCUCUGUAGAGUCUCCUCACUAAUGUCUGAAUGUGUUUUUCCAGGUUCUGUUCUCUUCCCACAUUCCUAAAAUGCAUGUGUGUUAGGUUAAUUUACCAUUUUAAACUGACCAUGCAAUGGACUCAUGCCCAUCCAAGGUUGGCUCCUCCUUCUCACCCAAGGCAGCAAGAACAGGCCCCAGCCCCGUGACCCUGUACUGGAUUAGACCAUUUUUUACAAUGGGUGGAUGCUUCUGGAGAGACCAUUUUAUAAAUAAAUGAAGCUGUGCUUAUUGCCUUGUUUCCCAUAUAAAAUGUCUGAAUGACAUUUGUAGUUUUAAAUGGCUUUGGAUAUGAACCGCAAACUGAACGUAAUCAUUUGAAGUAUACUGUCAUAAUGUUUACACAUGCAGGUAAGGCUGUGAAGACUGGGACAAGUGAGAAUGUUUUGCUGCAAGCAUCCAUCCAUCCAUCCAUCCAUCCAUUUUUCAACCCGCUGAAUCCGAACACAGGGUCACGGGGGUCUGCUGG
Polypterus senegalus (gray bichir) is the source of this 2605-nucleotide messenger RNA. RefSeq names its product interleukin-1 receptor type 1-like. Gene Ontology annotation, biological process: signal transduction. The record is from RefSeq and is a predicted model, not a curated record. Gene Ontology annotation, molecular function: interleukin-1 receptor activity. Lineage: Eukaryota; Metazoa; Chordata; Cladistia; Polypteriformes; Polypteridae. The coding region runs from base 311 to 1975 and encodes 554 amino acids. The transcript is spliced from 12 exons.